CCAAUCCUCGAAGAGACUUUCUUUGCUCCCUUUUCUCGCAGCCCUAGCAAAAAUUUCCCCUCCCUCCUCACGAAACCCUAGCCGCCACGCCAAACUAAAUCUCGCCACUCCAGAAAUUUUCCGGCGCGUUCUCACCGCGAAUCGGUCGUUUCCGAGCGAUUCGCAGUCGAUUACGCUGGCCUGGCCGCCUAAUCCUGUGAUCCGGCGGACUUGAGCGCGGUCUCUCGCGUCGGCCAUGUCGAGGUGCUUCCCCUACCCGCCGCCGGGGUACGUGCGAAACCCAGUGGCCGUGGCCGAGGCGGAGUCGACCGCUAAGCUCCACAAAGAAAGGGGAAAGGCUGAAAAGAAGAAAGACAUAAGGAGUGACAAGAAAGCUUUCCAGGGUGAGACUUCUAAACAUUCAAAGCACAGCCAUAAGAAGAGAAAGCAUGAAGAUAUCAGCACAGCUUGUCAGGAGCCCAUAAAGGUCUCCAAAGAGUCAGUUGAACAGUUGGAGAAGAGUGGACUCUCAGAAGAGCAUGGAGCUCCAUGUUUUAUCCAGAUGGCACGCCGCUCUCCUGAGAGCUCACAGGACAGCAGUAAGAGACGAAAGGUUGUACUGCCCAGUCCUAGUCAAGCUAAGAACGGGAACAUCCUUCGCAUUAAGAUUAAAAGUAAUCCUGAUUCCCCAGCAGCUCUUUUGGAGAAACCAAGGAUUCUUGAGCAACCAUUGGUCCAACAAAUGGGAACAGGUUCAACCCUGCUGAGCAAGCAAAAUUCAAUCCAGCAUCACAGUAAAAUGAACGUGAAAUCAACAUCUGCUGCACAGCAAAGGAUCAAUGGAAGUCAAGCUGUACAAAAACAAGUGGGUAUACAACUCCCUGCAAAGUUCAUGCGGAGAGAUGAUCCCCAGUCUACGACAAAGGUUGCACAACAAAGAGAGCCCCAAUUAUCUGUGAAUGCUGACCUUCUACCUGCAAAAAUUUCGGGUACUGUAGUUCCUCCACCUGCGAGAUUGAUGGGAAGAGUUGAUAUUCUACCAUCAAAGACGACAGAAAGAGUUCAAGCUGCACCUUCCAUGGUUCUGCAGAGAGUUGAUCAGCAGUUGCCAUCCAACAUUCAAAGAAAAUGCCCCCUACCUUGUGCAAAGGUGAUGAAGGAGACCAUUACUUCUGUGAUUCGCCAGCUAAAAGUGCUGCAGCCUCCCCUUAUGCAAAAUCCAAAGGUGGAGUUGCCUGUCAUAAAGCAGCACCAGCAGCCUGUUGCCUCUCUUCCCAAAGAAGAGCCUUGCUCCUCCGGUAGGAAUGCAGAAGCAGUUCCUGUGCAGGAGGCUAAGCAAUCCAGGUCAGAUCGAAAGAAAUGCCGGAAGGUUGAGAAGAAGGAGAAGAAGUUUAGAGAUCUAUUUGUUACCUGGAAUCCACUUCCAUUUGAGUUGGAAGAUUCCGAUCAUGGUGAGCAAGACUGGCUGCUUGGCAGCAGUACAAGGAACUCUGAUGCCAGCAUGACCAACUGCAGAGCAAGUGAUGGUUCAGUACCGUUCCAAUCAAUGGAGCAGCAGCCUUCGUUGCAACCCAGAGCGACUCUUUUGCCGGACCUUCAUGUCUACCAGUUGCCAUAUGUUGUCCCGUUUUAAUCAUCUGGUAGUGAGGUAGAUAAGAAGUAGAAGAGAUGUUGGGAGAGAGCUGUGUGGGUGCGGGAGAUAAUGGUUCCCUGCCACAAUUUUCCAGCUCUGUUCCGGAGAGUGGUUCUUGUUUCAGGCCCAUGUGUCUGGCAAGCCUGUAAUGUUGGUACAUUCUUUGACUCAUUUAUGUAGCCGGUUGAACAGCAAAUGACUUGUUUCUCA
Messenger RNA from Phragmites australis (common reed), 1822 nucleotides. RefSeq lists its product as uncharacterized. Lineage: Eukaryota; Viridiplantae; Streptophyta; Magnoliopsida; Poales; Poaceae. The transcript is spliced from 3 exons. Bases 236 to 1612 code for a protein of 458 amino acids. The record is from RefSeq and is a predicted model, not a curated record.